Chrysochloris asiatica (Cape golden mole) is the source of this 396-nucleotide messenger RNA. RefSeq names its product agouti related protein homolog (mouse) (gene AGRP). Bases 1 to 396 code for a protein of 131 amino acids. Gene Ontology annotation, biological process: neuropeptide signaling pathway; hormone-mediated signaling pathway; positive regulation of feeding behavior. Gene Ontology annotation, cellular component: extracellular region. The transcript has 3 exons. Gene Ontology annotation, molecular function: neuropeptide hormone activity; type 1 melanocortin receptor binding. The record is from RefSeq and is a predicted model, not a curated record. NCBI's taxonomy places the organism in Eukaryota, Metazoa, Chordata, Mammalia, Afrosoricida, Chrysochloridae.
AUGCUGAUUGCAGUGCUGCUGAGCUGUGCCCUAUUGCAGGCAUUGCCCAUCAUGCAGGCGGCCCAGAUGGGCCUGCCCACUCUGGAGGGCAUCAGGCCUGACCAGGCCCUUUUCCCAGAGUUCCCAGGCCUGGGCCUGCAGCCGGCGCUAAAGAAUACAGCUGCAGAACAGGCAAAAGAGGACCUGCUGCAGGAGGCUGAAGCUUUGGCAGAGGCGCUAGACCCUCAGGGCCGAGAGACUCGCUCCCCUCGUCGUUGCGUGCGGCUGCACGAGUCCUGUCUAGGACACCAGGUGCCCUGCUGCGACCCAUGUGCCACCUGCUACUGCCGCUUCUUCAAUGCCUUCUGCUACUGCCGCAAACUGGGUACUGCCACGCAUCCCUGCAGCCGCACUUAA